Messenger RNA from Besnoitia besnoiti, 1521 nucleotides. RefSeq names its product bystin protein. NCBI's taxonomy places the organism in Eukaryota, Apicomplexa, Conoidasida, Eucoccidiorida, Sarcocystidae. Gene Ontology annotation, biological process: rRNA processing. The record is from RefSeq and is a predicted model, not a curated record. Bases 1 to 1521 code for a protein of 506 amino acids. The transcript has 6 exons. Gene Ontology annotation, molecular function: snoRNA binding. Gene Ontology annotation, cellular component: preribosome, small subunit precursor; nucleolus; cytoplasm.
AUGAAGCGCCGCCUCAGCCAGAGAAAACGCUUUGUUUUUCGCCCGUUCAAGUCUGCAUGUUGGGGGGAAGAGAGGUCAAAGUCCUCUAGUUUACCGCGUGUUUACAAAUAUUUGUGGCUGUUGGUGCGGCUGCUGUACGUGCUCAGGCCGAAGGUGAAGAGCGAAAAGCGGAAGGUGGCGAGUCGCCAUAAUCCCCUGCACGUCGACAUUUUAGGCCAGGCGGGUGUUCAUACUCCCGAGACUGCUGUCUUGUUGAAGAAGGGCAAAAAGCCCAAGACUGGCGUUCACGAGGCGUUCACGGAGGAUGGGAGUUUUGACGCCGACGAAGAUGGAGUCGUUCCGCAGAAGCUGAGCAAGAAGAUCCUGCGGCUCGUCGAAGAGCAGCAACUCGACGACAGAGCCGAUGGUCACGACUCUGAGGGGUCGGAGGACGAAGGCAGUGAGCCCGAGUCAGACGGAGAAGAUGAACACGUCGACGAAGAUGGGUUCGUGGUGAUUGAGGGCGAAGAGGACGAGGAGGACGAGCUGUACGUCCAGCGUCGCCAGAAGGAGCAGGGCGCGGCUGCUGCGGCAGCGCCGACCCUCGCGGACUUCAUUCUCGAGAAGUUGCGACAGAAGGAACAGGCGGCCGUGCAGGGCGAGGCGCCUGUCGAGGAGGACGCGAACGCCCUCCCCCCGAAGGUUGUGGAGGUCUACACAGCAAUGGGACCCUUCCUGCAGAAGUACCGUAGCGGGCGCAUGCCGAAGGCCUUCAAGGUGCUGCCCAGGCUGCAGCGGUGGGAGGAAGUCCUCUUGCUGACUGAGCCACAGAACUGGUCGAAGCAAGCGAUGUUCGAGGCCACCAAGAUCUUCAGCAGUAACCUCUCGAGUGCAGGCGCACAGAGAUUUCUUUGCCUCGUUCUGCUCCCCGCUGUUCGAGACGACAUCUCCGCCAACAAGAAGCUGAACUAUCACCUGUACCAGGCGCUGAAGAAGGCGCUGUUCAAGCCAGCCGCGUUUUUCAAAGGCAUUUUCCUUCCUCUAGCACUAGAGGGAUGCAGCAAUCGCGAGUCGAUCAUUGUCGGCAGCGUGGUCGCCAAAGUUUCCAUUCCAGUUCUUCAUGGCGCUGCCGCUUUGAUGCGUUUGGCCUUGGUUCCACCUUCUCACUGGCUGCCUGCUGUGAGCGUUCUGAUGGGGAUCCUGAUUAAUAAGAAGUACUCUCUCCCAGUCAAAGCUGUUCAAGCCUGCGCGGCCCACUUCCACCAGUUCGAGGACAGAGCUGAGUCGUUGCCCGUUUCGUGGCAUAAGGCGCUUCUUGUGUUCGUGCAGCGCUACAAAUUUUGCCUCUCCGACACCGAGCGGAACAUGCUGAAGGCCGUGCUGCGCGUUCACUUCCACGAGAAGAUCGGUCCGGAAAUUCGCAGAGAGCUGCUUGCAAAGAAUGCCGCACAAGUUCUUCAGCAGCAGCAACAAGCUCUGAUGGACCAGCACAGUGCGCAAGUCGCUGCCGCCAGCGGCGAUGAUGUUGAGAUGGGCGCCUGA